AUGGAGGUUGAAACUGAAGCUUGCAACUCAGUUCCUACCGAUUCCGAGUCUGGAGCAAAUUCUGAGUCAUGCAAAAGAAGGAAAAUUCUGACUGAAGGUGAGGAGCAUAGUGAUGCAGCCUCUUGUAUACCUGAUACCCUUCGAGUGAAGCUACAAGAGAGCAAGUAUGGCAGUGUGACUAAAGAAAUUGAAAAACUCUUGGUUCGGAGGUCGCAAAUGUAUGUAACAGCCCUCUCUCUUUCAAAUCCUAGAAUGAUGAAAAACUCUGAAAUUCCGUUCAUGGAUUUCAAUGUGGAAAAGGAGAGGGGUAAAGAGUUAUGCAAGCAGAUCACUCAUUUGGCCCCCAUCGAAAUAAUUGAUUCAGAUGAUGAUGAGCAUGAAUACAAGUCACAUAGUUGUUUUGCAGCAUUUGAUAAAUCAGUGGUGAUAAUUGAUUCAGACGACGAGGACCAUGAAAAUAAUCAGAUGCCUAGUCAUUUACAUAAGAAAGUUUUAAUGAAUGAGCCCGCCAACAAAUUUCCAGAGAAGGAUUUUACUAUUCAACUGGACGAUAACCCUAUCCAGGCAAAUAGCUAUCAGGAGGUCAAAGUUGAGAAUGAAGCCAGAGAUUCUCCCUCCAACCGUGAAACCCAGAAAGAUAGAGGUCCACCUGUUAGCACAGAUAACAACACUGAAACAAAGGAGAAUGAGGAGUUCGAAGAUCUGGCUGGUGAAGUUGAGUGCUUGCUUGAUAAUUGCAAUAUUUUGAUAGAUAAAGAUCCAUAUGGUCGCACUGAUAACAAAGUUGAAGCAAGAGAAAGUGAAGAGGUCAAAGUUACGAUGGAUGAAGUUGAGUGCUUGCCUCAUAACAAUAUCCAUAUGGAAAAAGGUUCAUAUGGCUGCCCAGAUAACAACAUUGAGGAAACAAUGGAGAGUGAAGAGGUCAAAGCUCUGGGGGGUGAAGUUGACUGCCUGGUUGAUAAAUCUGAUAUCCAGAUAGAUAAAAGUUUGCACGUUGGCAUUGACAAAAAUAUUCAAGCAAGGAAGUGUGAAGAGGAAGUUGGUUGUUUGGCCGCUGAAUGCAAUACCCAGAUGGAUAAAAGUGCAUAUGAUGCAGUUAGUGGCAUGCUGAUAAAGGAAGAUAAUCAUCCAACUGACCUAGAGGACGAUGGUUUGGGAGAUAUGUGGAAAGAGAUGGCUUUUGCAUUGGAAUGUUCUAAGGAUUUUUCUGCAAAUCCUUCUACUGAUGAGCUUACGGAGAAGGAUAGAGAGGAAUGUGAUCAUCUAUUUGUCUUGAGAGAUGAUAUUGGUGAUGUUUGUCGCAUUUGUGGAAUCAUUCAAAGGAGCAUCGAUACCAUAUUUGAGUUUAAAUAUUGUAAGGCCAGAAGGAGCACAAGGUCUUAUGCUUAUGAGUCUAAAAAUAUCAAAGAUAAAGACUCAGCUGAUCUCACUCAAUUGGGAGUUAAACUUUCUGAAAAUAUUUUGAUGGAGACUGAAAUUUUUGCUCAUCCAAAGCAUAGGAAAGAAAUGAAAGCCCAUCAAGUGGAGGGCUUUAAGUUUCUUUGCAACAACCUGUUGACUGAUGAUCCAGGGGGCUGCAUUUUAGCCCAUGCUCCAGGUUCAGGGAAGACGUUCAUGGUCAUCAGUUUUAUACAAAGCUUCCUAGCCAAGAAUCCUGAUGCCAGACCAUUGGUCAUACUACCUAAAGGAAUCUUAGCUACCUGGAAGAAGGAAUUUACGACAUGGCAAGUUGAGGAUAUUCCAUUGUAUGAUUUUUACUCAUCAAAAGCAGAUAAUCGAUCUCAGCAGCUAGAUGUUUUGGAAAAAUGGGUAAAACAAAGGAGCUUCUUGUUUUUAGGUUAUAAGCAGUUCUCUGUCAUAGUUUCUGACAAUGUGGACAACAAGGUGGCUGCUGACUGUAAGGAUAUACUGCUAAAGGUCCCUACCAUACUUAUUCUGGAUGAAGGUCAUCUUCCAAGAAAUGAGGAAACUGAGGUUCUUCAAUCUCUUUUGCAAGUUCAAACCCCUCUGAAAGUGGUACUUUCAGGAACGCUAUACCAAAAUCAUGUCAAAGAGGUAUUCAACAUUCUGAAUCUUGUCCGUCCGAAGUUUCUGAAGUUCAAAACUAGCCGAGAAAUUGUUAAUCGCAUCAUGAGCAGAGUACAGAUACUGAAAGCGAGGAGUCAUUGGAGAACUGAUACAGAUUCAGCUUUCUUUGACUUGGUAGAGUACAUGCUACAGAACGAUGAAGACCUCAAAACAAGAAAGGCUGUCAUACAAGAUCUCCGUGAGAUGACUGGCAAAGUCCUCCAUUUCUAUAAAGGAGAUUUCCUUGAUGAGCUACCCGGGCUUGUUGAUUUCACUGUCUUACUAAAUCUCAGUGCAAGACAGAAAAAUGAAGUUCUUCAGUUAAGGAACUUGAAUAAGUUUAAGCAAACCUCUGUAGGAAGCGCUCUGUAUUUGCACCCACAGCUGAAAUAUUUUUCAGAGAAAUAUCCAGCAACUGGAGAAAGAGGUUCCGCAGUUGAUGAUAACAUAGAUACAAUGCUGGAACAGUUGGACAUUAAAGAGGGAGCAAAAGUGAAGUUUUUCCUCAAUUUCUUGGACCUAUGUGAGUCAGCUGGUGAGAAGCUACUGGUUUUCAGCCAGUAUAUCCUGCCUCUGAAACUUUUGGAGAGAUUGGCAGCAAAAAGAAAGGGCUGGAGUCCUGGAAAGGAGCUUUUCACGAUUACAGGUAACUCAAAUGCAGAGACUAGGGAGAGAGACGUGGAGUGCUUCAAUGGUUCCCCAGAUGCUAAGGUCUUCUUUGGAUCAAUCAAAGCAUGUGGAGAAGGGAUAUCCUUGGUUGGUGCCUCUCGAAUCAUAAUAUUGGAUGUUCAUCUCAACCCCUCAGUAACCCUUCAAGCAAUUGGGCGUGCAUUCCGGCCAGGACAAAAGAAGAAAGUUUACGUUUAUAGAUUGGUAGCUGCAGAUUCACCUGAGGAGCAAGACUACUUAACCUGCUGCAGAAAGGAGUUGAUUUCAAAAAUGUGGUUUGAGUGGAAUGAGUACUGUGGAGAUCAAGAGUUUGAAGUGAAGGCAGUUGAUGUGAAUGAGUGUGAUGAUGUGUUCUUGGAAAGUCCAUGGCUGAGGGAAGAUUUAAAGGUUUUGUACAGAAGGCCUGUCUUCUUUUGUUCUGAGAAGCUGUAA
Molecule: messenger RNA, 3168 nt
Organism: Dovyalis caffra
Lineage: Eukaryota; Viridiplantae; Streptophyta; Magnoliopsida; Malpighiales; Salicaceae
Source: the annotation of a GenBank genome assembly